Messenger RNA from Tetrahymena thermophila SB210, 2907 nucleotides. RefSeq names its product Serine/Threonine kinase domain protein. Gene Ontology annotation, cellular component: cytoplasm; autophagosome. The record is from RefSeq and is a predicted model, not a curated record. Gene Ontology annotation, biological process: peptidyl-serine phosphorylation; protein autophosphorylation; autophagy. Gene Ontology annotation, molecular function: ATP binding; protein serine/threonine kinase activity. The transcript is spliced from 2 exons. Lineage: Eukaryota; Ciliophora; Oligohymenophorea; Hymenostomatida; Tetrahymenidae.
AUGGAAAGCAGUGACAAUAUUUGCAUCAAUGGAUAUGAAAUUUUACUUACAAAAGGAAAUGGAAAUAUAGGGUCUGUAUUUCAAGCAAAGAAGGAUAAAGAGUAUUAUGCUAUUAAGAUGAUCAACAAAAACUAGCUCGAAAGCAUGGAGAGCUUUUAUAAUUUAAUGCAAAAAAUGGAACAUUUAGAUUAUGGUGGAAAUAAUAAUGUGGUUAGGAUUUAUGAAUUUUUUUAAAACCCGUUUAAUAUAUUUAUAUCGAUGGAAUACUGCAACCAAGGCAACUUACUCUAAUACAUGCUUAAGCAACCUGAAAAACGCUUAGACUGUUUUAAAGCAAUUGAAUUAUUUGCUCAUAUUUUAAAUGGAUUCAAAUUUUUACAUAAAAAUAAUAUUCAGCACAGAAACCUAAAACCUCAAAAUAUACUAAUGCAUAAUAACAAACCAAAGAUUACUGACUAUGGUCUAUAUAUGCUUUACAAUGGAAAAUAAUAAUAUUAAAUGAGAGAAUUUAUGGCUCCUGAGAAUUACGAGCGUACUUCUGAUUAAGGCAGUCAUUUAUGUGAUAUUUGGGGCUUAGGAGUUUUGCUGUUUUUCAUGAUAUUUAACACAUGGCCAUUCAAAGAUUUUGAUGAAAUUAAAAAAUAUACGUACAGUAAAUAAUUCGCUUUAGAUCUGUUUCUUAAGGAAAAGGAAAUACAAAAACCAUCUACUCUAUAAACAAACCAGUAGGCUAUGAAUAUGCUCACUGAAAUAUUUUAAGGCCUCUUUGCUUAUUAAAGUAAAAACAGAAUGAGCUUCUGGAAGCUUUGCAAUCAUGAAAUAUUCUUGAAAGUUAAAAACUUUGACAUGGGUGAAUCCAUUUUAUUUUACUUUCAUGAAGAAAAGAACUUCCCCACAAUCAAUUUGUAAUAGUUUUCACCUACAUUUAAAUAAAAUGGAGGAAUUUUAAAUUUAAAUGGUCUGCCUGGUGUAUCAGCACGUUCCAUGUAUUCUGGAGAAGUGUUUGAUGAUUUUAAGUCUAACGAAAAUAUAUCCAUUAUGAUAUCAACUCCCACCCUUUAAGUAAAAAAAGUUCACUCAAAGAAGUGUUCUCUUUCAAAUGAAAAUUAAGAAAAUCAAGAAUUACCAAAUUAAGAUUUAGUCAAAAACUAAUCAAAUAUAAUAUAACAAAAUAACUAUAAAAUUCCCCAAAAUCAAAGCAUGAAUAACACAAUGAGUAUAAAUUUAGAACUCGAUAGCCCCCAAACAAAUAAAGUUCAUAAGAAAAAAUUUACUAUCGAAGAACCUUACAGUUUUUAAAAUGAGGGAGGUGGAAUGCUUAGCAGCUUUGGCAAAAGAAAAUAGUUGCAAAAUUUAAAAAUUGGCAUUCCUAAAAAUGAUUCGAAUUCUCCUCAUUGUAAAACUCCUCAAUAUAAUCUUUUUGAAUCAGAUACAGACUUUGAAAAUAUAGAGGAAUUUGAUUCUAACCACAAAGAAGCAAACAGCAUACCAUAUUUUACUUUAAAAGCAUGUAAAAUGGUGAAUUUUUAAUUUAAGCCUCAUUAAGACUAGAAUGCCAUGAAAAUGUUAGAUUCUUACUCUCUUUCUAGUGUACUUUCUAUUCCCCGUCCUUUCUCUUUUCCAGAAGCGGAUUAAUAAAAAAAGUACAUCUCAUCUCUUUAUGAUUUAGAAAUAUACAGGUAUAGAUUCAUAGAACAAACAAUCCAUAUACUAAGGAAUAUCUAUCAAGAGACUGUUAAUUAAACUCCUAUAAUAGAUUACUAGCUGCUAAUUAAAGCUGAACAUUACUCAUUGAAGAAUGCAUUUCAUAUUGCUAAGACUCUUCUUUAAAAAAUUGAAAAAAAAGAAAACUUUUUAAAAAUCGAUUCACGCGAUUUUUCCAAAUACUUCACUCAGCAAUGUCAUGAUAAAUACUAAGAAAUACUUCAAAAAGACUUAUAUAGAAUUUAUAUUUAAUACUUUUUUACACAGACACUACUAAAAAAUCAAGGCGUAGAGUAAAUUGCAGAUCCUAUUGAAAAUUAAUAUUUUUUCUUUAAAAGAAAUUCUUUUAAUUAGCUUUAAGAAGCGAACAGUAUCGACGAAUCUGAAAAUAAUUAAUCAAGAAAAGGCAAUAUUUUCAAAUUGCAGCAAAAGUAAAUAAGCCAAGCCAGCACAAACAAUCCAACCUUAAAUAACCACACCCUCUAAACAAACAUUCCUUAUAAAAUUUAAGAUACCUAUUCAUUUUCUGCUGUAUCAAAAAAUUCACCAACUUUAGCACCUUAGCAAAAUCUUUCUAAAAUUAAUUUAUUUCAAAAUGAAGCUCAAGUAGAUUUAAAUCAUUAAAUACCUUAGGAGAUGGAAUGCAUUCCAAACAAAAUAUAAUUAGACAAUAAACAUAUAGAGGACUUGCUGAAAAAAUAUUAGCAAAACUUGAUGCAAGUAUUUAAAAAAUUGCAAAAUUUAUAUUCACAAGACAAUGGAUCUUAAGAGCAAAUACUUAAAAUAAUUAAACUUGCUUUGAGAAUAGCUAUGUGUUUAAGGCAUUCAGAAGUAUUCGAAAAAAGCUAAAUGGAGUAAAUUUUAAUCUAUUUCUAAAAAAUUGAGAAGAGUGAUUCUAAUUUACUUUAAGUAGUUCAAUAGCCUAAUGCUGCUGGAAGUUCAAAUAUAAUUUAAGCAAAUACUAAUUUAAAUAACGUAGGAAAUUAGAAUUAGCUGACUAAUCAUUAAAACAAUUUCAUGUUUAACUCUCAUUAGAAAACAUCUUCUCCUAGCCUUGGUACCAGCUUAGCAAACAGCAAAAACUUAAAAAAGCAAGCAAACUCAGGAUAGAUGUAAUUUUCUAUAGAAUCUCUGGUUAAAUGGGUUGAUUUUUGUAGUAAAAACGAAGCUCUGAGGCAAAUUUCUAUCCUAAUAAAAGAAUGA